This is a messenger RNA of Dermatophagoides farinae (American house dust mite), 1250 nucleotides long. RefSeq names its product cytoplasmic 60S subunit biogenesis factor ZNF622. Lineage: Eukaryota; Metazoa; Arthropoda; Arachnida; Sarcoptiformes; Pyroglyphidae. Gene Ontology annotation, cellular component: preribosome, large subunit precursor. The record is from RefSeq and is a predicted model, not a curated record. Gene Ontology annotation, biological process: ribosomal large subunit biogenesis. Gene Ontology annotation, molecular function: zinc ion binding; nucleic acid binding.
AAAAGAAUGGAUAAAUUAUCUUGCCUAACCUGUCAGAUAAGUUUACCAUCGACGACUCAUCAACGUGAACAUUAUAAAAGUGAAUGGCAUCUUUAUAAUCUUAAACGUAAAUUAAAUCAAUUAAAAUCAAUCACUGAAGAUGAAUUUAAUCAGAUAAAAAUCAAACAUACAAUGGAUGUUGGUCAAGGUCAGAAAGAAAAUUCUAAUGAAUCAACAUUCUAUUGUGAUGUAUGUGGCAAAAAUUUUGUCAAUCAAAAAGCAUUCAAACAACAUAAUGCAAGUAAUAAACAUGUUCGACAAAUGGCCAUCGCGGCUAGACUUUUGAAUCGAUAUAAUCAUAAUCAACAGAAAACUAAAUCGAGAGAUAAAGAACAACAACCCGAAGAAGAAAAUAAAGACGAAGAAUUUAAUGAAUCCGAUUGGGAAGAAAUGGAUAGUGAUGAAGAAAUUCUUGAAACAAUACCGAUUGAUGAAUGUCUUUUCUGUAGUCAUCAUUCGACCGAUAUUGAAUCGAAUCUCACCCACAUGGCUACAAUACAUUCAUUUUUCAUACCGGAUUUAGAAUAUUGUAUCGAUGUGAAAGGAUUAUUACUUUAUCUUGGUACAAAAGUUGCACAUGGACAUUGUUGCCUUUGGUGUAGUGAUAAUGGUAAAACAUUUUCAUCGACUAAAUCCACACAGCAACAUAUGAUCGACGUGGGACAUACGAAAAUAAUUUUUCAUAACCGUACCGAAUCAUUAUUGGAAUUUGAAGAUUUUUAUGAUUAUUCUUCCAGUUAUCCAAAUGACUCGAAACCGAAGGAAGAGGAUGACGAUGAAGUAGAUUUAAAUGUAUUGGAUGAUGAUAAUUAUCAGCUACGAUUACCAUCCGGUGCAAUUAUUGGUCACCGUUCAUUGAUGAUUUAUUAUAAACAAAAAUUACCUCCACAACAAAAACAAUUAGUGCCUGUGGAUCGAUCGAAAAAUCGUGAAUUGAUGAAUAAAAUUCAACGCGGUUAUCGAAUGCUUGGUUGGAAUGGUAGCUGUGCUAAUGGUUCAACAGGCCAACAAUUUGCACGUGAUAUUCAAUACAUGAAUCGUUUGAAAUAUAAAAUGGAAUUGCGAUUAGGCCAAAAAUCAAAUCAAACAAAACAGACACAUUUUCGUUGUCAAAUGGGUUUCAAAUAAUGGGAUGAAAAAAGCUGUAAUAAAGAAUUUUUUAUUUGUAUAAUUUAUACCAAUUAAAUAAAAUAGUCAUCAAUGAUAUGAAA